Symbiodinium pilosum is the source of this 933-nucleotide messenger RNA. Lineage: Eukaryota; Dinophyceae; Suessiales; Symbiodiniaceae. The record is from the annotation of a GenBank genome assembly.
AUGGCCGCAGAGCCGGUGAGCAAGGCGCACGGCAGGCAGAUCUGGGUUCUCCUCCUGUUUCUGGGGCACGCCAGCUGCUCUGUCUUCUUGAUCCUUGUCAACAAGACAAUUUCCAUGUCAUUUCCCUAUGCCUGGACAGUUGUGGCCUUGCAGAACACUGGCACAAUUGUGUGCUCAUGCAUCCUGCACCUCAAUGGCAAGGUGCUCCUGCGUCAGCUGAAGCGGCAUCAGGUGCUACCGCUCCUCGUAGAUGCCAUCUGGCUGGUUGCAGUGCUCAUGAGCAGCUUCCGAGCUCUAGAAGAGGUUAGUGUCCCACUGUAUGUGGUCAUCAGGAAUACGGUGCCGUUUCUGACCGCCGUGAGCGAGCGUGUAGCCUUGAAGAAGCCGAUGGAUGCCAUGUUGGUCUUGGCACUUCUGAUCACUUUUCUGGGUACGGUGCUCUAUUCGGUCACGGACUUCACUAUUCGUUACAACGGCGCUCUUUAUGCAGUGUCCAAUGCCAUCUUGGUUGCGGGCAUGUGCACCUAUGAGCGCUACCUUAUGACCUCUGCCAAUCUUGGCAUGUCUGCCAUCGACAUAAACUUCCAUCGAGUAGUUUUAUCGAUGCCUCUAAUAGCAAGCCUUGGCUACAUGGAGGGAUUUCCUGGCACGCUGUUGGAUCUGGCAGUUCGCAGGUAUGAAGCCCUUCUCAUAGCGUCAUCGGCCUUCGCCGCAUUUGGCAUUGGUACGCUUCUUCUGGCUUUGCAGGCGGAGGUGUCUGCAACCACUAUACAGGUGGCCAAUGUUUCCUACAAAUGCGCCACAACGGUCGUAAGCAGACUGACACAUCCAUCGGAGCUUACAUCGAUGGGAGUUCUGGGCUACUGCAUUUGCACCGGAGGUGUGCUGACCUACACGCUCACGCGCCCUUCGCCUGCUGCAAAGGACAAAUGA